Molecule: messenger RNA, 225 nt
Organism: Rotaria sp. Silwood1
Lineage: Eukaryota; Metazoa; Rotifera; Eurotatoria; Philodinida; Philodinidae
Source: the annotation of a GenBank genome assembly
AUGUCUCAAGCUGAAAUCGAGCGAGAGAUUAAAAACAAUGAUAAUGAAGAUCCUGAUUCAACAAUUGCGAGAGCAGCCGCUGUUGUUUGGCAAUGGGCUCAAAAACAACCGGCUAAGGUUAUUACGAAUCAAGCUGUGAAAGCCGUUUUGAUUGAUGCUGGUCCCGCAGGUGUUGUGGCAGCUGUUAUAGCAUCGCUUCUCAUCGAUUCGAAAUCAGUUUGUUAA